AUGCAAAUUAUCCGUGGUUUCCAUAGCAGCUCGAGUGCUUCUAAGGCAGCAUGUUCAUUGGUUAAGCCAGUGCAUCAUUUAGUCAAAAUUGACAAGCAAAAGCUAUCGCCUCGUUUUCCUGAAUUGAAGUAUAGCAAGAAUGACAUAAGGUCACCAGCUUUUAAGCCUGUUGCUACACAUCAAGACCGUGUACGUGAGCACUAUUAUAACACAUUGCAAAGCGAUUUACUGUUGAUAAAUUACCAGCAUAAGGGCGAAACCGUACGUGGUUUGAAGUUCAGAGAAUGGGAUGGUUCUUCUCCAUAUCACAUUAACAGAGAGCCUAGAAAGCCUAAGGGUUCAAAAGCACAGCUUCCUGAUAUAAAGCCUAUCACCUGGAACAACAUUCCAGAUAUUGAAUCUGUUGUGAUCAACUGUUAUGUCAGAGACGCAAAGGAAAACCAAUACCUUCCAAUAUCUGCCGCAUUGCAAUUGCAACAGAUAACAGGGUGUAAACCAAAGGCCUUAUAUUCUAGAAACGAUGUUCCAGCAUGGAAAGUGAGAAGAGGUACUCAAAUGGGUGCUGCCGUCACUCUAAAGGGACGUCCAAUGUCACAAUUCUUGUCCACAUUGACUGAAAUUGUUUUGCCAAGAAUCAGAGAAUAUAAAGGUAUCUCAAACAAAUCUGGUAACAGAUUCGGUGGCUUAUCAUUUGGUUUCACUAGUGAUGAAGUUAGAUUCUUCCCGGAAAUUGACGCAAACCAAGAUUUAUGGCCUGUUACUUUCGGUAUGCACAUUAAUAUCAACACUACCGCCCAAACAGAUGUCCAAGCAAGAACUCUAGUAAGUGGGUUUGGUUUCCCAUUCCAUGGCCCAGAAAAAUUAAACCAAUAA
Kluyveromyces marxianus DMKU3-1042 is the source of this 873-nucleotide messenger RNA. It is a transcript of the gene MRPL7, whose product is annotated as mitochondrial 54S ribosomal protein uL5m. The transcript has a single exon. Gene Ontology annotation, molecular function: structural constituent of ribosome; RNA binding. Gene Ontology annotation, biological process: translation. Bases 1 to 873 code for a protein of 290 amino acids. Gene Ontology annotation, cellular component: ribosome; cytosolic large ribosomal subunit. NCBI's taxonomy places the organism in Eukaryota, Fungi, Ascomycota, Saccharomycetes, Saccharomycetales, Saccharomycetaceae. The record is from RefSeq and is a predicted model, not a curated record.